Strongylus vulgaris is the source of this 216-nucleotide messenger RNA. NCBI's taxonomy places the organism in Eukaryota, Metazoa, Nematoda, Chromadorea, Rhabditida, Strongylidae. The record is from the annotation of a GenBank genome assembly.
AUGAGAUGGACUCGAUCACACGAUCGAGCCAUGGUUGUAUUCAUCUUCUGCUCUUGCUGCAUGUCUCUCAAUGUAUUGUUCACGAAAAUUCGCCGCAUACUCGAGAUUAAAGAACUGGAACGAACAUCCGAACGAGAGGCAGAGAUUGUAUCACUCAUCUACUACAACUCAACCGUCGCUGGGUUCGUUCCUCUUCCAUAUUCAGAAAAGCCUUGA